GCUGUGGGUACCACCUCCUCUGCAACACCAGGGCCGGGAGUCUUAGAACCGAGGGCCCGCAGGGGUCCCCGCGGCCGCUGCGAUGCAGAAAUACGAGAAACUGGAGAAGAUUGGGGAAGGCACCUAUGGAACUGUGUUCAAGGCUAAAAACCGGGAAACUCAUGAGAUUGUGGCUCUGAAGCGUGUCAGGCUGGAUGAUGAUGAUGAGGGAGUGCCAAGUUCAGCCCUCCGGGAGAUCUGUCUACUCAAAGAACUGAAGCACAAAAACAUUGUCAGGCUUCAUGAUGUCCUGCAUAGUGACAAGAAGCUGACACUGGUUUUUGAGUUCUGUGAUCAGGACCUGAAGAAAUAUUUCGACAGCUGCAAUGGUGACCUGGACCCUGAGAUUGUGAAGUCAUUCCUCUUCCAGCUGCUGAAAGGCCUGGGAUUCUGUCACAGCCGCAACGUGCUACAUAGGGACCUGAAGCCCCAAAACCUGCUCAUAAACAGGAAUGGGGAGUUGAAACUGGCUGAUUUUGGCCUGGCCCGAGCCUUUGGUAUCCCUGUCCGCUGCUACUCUGCUGAGGUGGUCACGCUGUGGUACCGCCCACCGGAUGUCCUCUUUGGGGCCAAGCUGUACUCCACGUCCAUCGACAUGUGGUCAGCCGGCUGCAUCUUUGCAGAGCUGGCUAAUGCAGGACGACCUCUCUUCCCUGGCAAUGAUGUGGAUGACCAGCUGAAGAGGAUCUUCCGACUGCUAGGGACACCGACUGAGGAGCAGUGGCCUGCCAUGACCAAGCUGCCAGACUAUAAGCCCUACCCAAUGUACCCAGCUACAACAUCCUUGGUGAAUGUCGUACCCAAGCUCAAUGCCACAGGGAGAGACCUGUUGCAGAACCUAUUGAAGUGUAACCCUGUGCAGCGCAUCUCAGCAGAGGAGGCCUUGCAGCACCCCUACUUCUCUGACUUCUGUCCCCCAUAGGCUCUCUGACUCCCGGUGGCCAGGCUGGGGCCUGGCCUAUUUAAGCCUUCCUCCCAGGAGGGUGGAAGAGUGGGGUGUGGGAUGCUGAGCACCAGCUGUGCUGGGCCAGCCAGGGCAGAGUUACCCUGGCCCGCGGCUUUCCCUCCCUCCGUGGACUUUAUUUAAUUUCAUAAAUUGGCUCCUUUCCCACA
Mus pahari (shrew mouse) is the source of this 1152-nucleotide messenger RNA. It is a transcript of the gene Cdk5, whose product is annotated as cyclin dependent kinase 5. Gene Ontology annotation, molecular function: cyclin-dependent protein serine/threonine kinase activity; ATP binding. The record is from RefSeq and is a predicted model, not a curated record. The transcript is spliced from 12 exons. Gene Ontology annotation, biological process: axonogenesis; neuron apoptotic process; protein phosphorylation. Lineage: Eukaryota; Metazoa; Chordata; Mammalia; Rodentia; Muridae. Gene Ontology annotation, cellular component: cytoplasm; nucleus. Bases 83 to 961 code for a protein of 292 amino acids.